AUGGGCGAAACCUCAGUCCGCGACGCACUUGUGGCAUUUGCCGCGGAGCGUGAUUGGGAGCAAUUCCACACUCCGGAGAACCUCGCGAAAAGUAUAUCGAUCGAAGCGGCAGAACCUGCCGUUGCCACGUGGAGGUCGCAAGAUGAGAAACAUGGGAACUGGCCUGUGGUGUAUGUGUUAGAUAAUUAUGGCUACCCAGGCGGGAGAAAUUCAAACAGUGUACUGAGGGACAUCUACGUCGGAGAAUCGCUCAACGCUGUCAGUCGAUUACGACAACACCUCGAAACACCAGCUAAACAACACCUGAAAAAUGCUAGAGUCAUCCUGCAUGAGAAAUACAACAAGUCAGUCUGUCUAGAUCUGGAAUCCUAUCUCAUCAGGAUGAUGGCCGGUGACGGCGCCAAUCAAGUACUUAAUCGGAACAACGGCAUUAUCGACGCGCAAUACUACCAGAGAGAAGCAUAUCGCGCAGGAUUUCGCGCUGUCUUCGAACAACUCAAAUCUGACGGAGUGUUUACUCGAAGUAUUCCAGAAAUCGAGAACAGCAGUCUCUUCAAGCUUUCUCCUUAUAAAGCGCUUACGGAAGAUCAAGCGGAUUCCGUCGAAGAGAUUCUUACCAGGUUCUUUGUCGAUCUCUCGACGGGCGGGAGAAGCAAGAUCGUAAUACAAGGCGACCCAGGUACCGGCAAGACGGUCGUGGCUAUAUACUUGAUCAAACUCCUUGUCGAUAUUGCAGCGCUCAACUCACUUGAUGAUCUUGACAGCGACUCACGGUUCUUUGAAUUUUUCACUGCAGCUAAUCAGCGUCUCCUCCAAGAUUGCAGAAUUGGGCUGGUUGUUCCGCAGCAGUCACUACGCGGUACAAUCAAAGAUGUUUUCCGAAAGACGCGCGGGCUCCAUCCAGACAUGGUCAUGACACCUUUCCAAGUAGGAGAAGCAGACGGCAUUUUCGACUUGCUAAUAGUCGACGAGACCCACCGACUCAAUCAGCGCGCUAAUCAACCAUCGGGGGUACUUAACGGGAAGUUUACAACCAUUACAAGGGAGCUUUUUGGCAGCGACGAUUUCAGUAAGACGCAGCUUGACUGGAUCACGGCGAAGAGCAGGCAGCAGAUCUUCCUUCUAGAUGCAAUGCAGAGCGUUCGACCAGCCGAUCUUCCACAAGAGCUGCUCUCGGGUCUCGUUUCCGAUACGCGUGCAACGGGCCAGCAUUUCCAGCUCCGCACUCAGAUGCGCGUACAAGCGGGUUCGGAUUUUGUGUCUUACAUUCGAUGGAUCUUUGAUUUUAACCCCCUCUCGGUCCCGCGAGCACGAUUGAGUCUCGGAGAAUACGAUUUCCGCGCCUUCGACACUGUUGAAGAAAUGCGUGAUGAAAUUUUCCAACGGAAUGCUGAAGCUGGACUUUCCCGCAUGGUUGCAGGCUAUGCUUGGGAGUGGAAGACGCAAAAGGACAAGACGGCGUUCGAUAUUGAGAUCGGUGACACGAGACUUCGCUGGAACAGUACGCCAACAGAUUGGGUAUCGUCCGACAAUGCGCUGCAGGAAGUAGGGUCAGUGCACACGGUGCAGGGCUAUGAUUUGAACUAUGUUGGCGUCAUAAUCGGGCUGGACUUGCGCUUCGAUCCGGCCCGAAGGCGGCUUUAUGUCGAUCGCGAUUCGUACUUUGACAAAAAGGGCAAAGAGAAUAAUCGCGCGCUCGGUAGGAAGUACUCCGAUGCCGACUUGCUGCGAUUCAUAACUCAGAUUUAUGCUGUGCUUUUGACACGAGGCAUUCGCGGUACAUAUGUGUAUGCAUGCGAUCCCGGCUUACGAGCAUACCUCUCCGACUUCAUUCCAUCAAGUUCGGGAAAUCCUGUCAACUCGGCUCUUAACCCCGACAGCCACCUGAUUAUCUAA
Molecule: messenger RNA, 1896 nt
Organism: Alternaria alternata
Lineage: Eukaryota; Fungi; Ascomycota; Dothideomycetes; Pleosporales; Pleosporaceae
Exons: 2
Coding region: 1-1896 (631 amino acids)
Source: RefSeq, a predicted model, not a curated record